AUGGGCUUCCUCGACGACGCCGCCUCGGUCAUGUCGGGGCGGACCUCGCACUCGAAGCGGUCCAAGUCGCACCGCAGCAGCCGCCACCACCACCACAAAGACCGCUCCCGCAGCCACGAGCGCUCGCGGUCGCGCCACCGCUCCUCCCGCUCCAACGUCGGCAGCAGCGGUGGUGGUGGUGGCGUGGGCGGCGCCAUCAGCGGCAUCGCAGCCUCCGUCUUCGGCGGCGACGAGGACGAGGAUGACCACCAUCGCAGCAGCCGCCGGCGCAGCCACCACGACACCCGGCGCGGAGGCGGAGACAGCGACGACGACGGCGUGCGCUCCUUCUUCGGCGGCGGCGCGCCCAACAACUCUAGAGGCUCCUUCUUCAGCAACUUCGGAGGCCGCCCCCCCCACUCAUCCUCCUCCUCCCACUACCGGCGCUCCCCCCGGCCCGGCUUCAUCGCGCGCCUCCUCAAAAAACUCAAACGCCUCUUCCGCGACCUCCUCUACUACGCCAAACGCCACCCGACCAAAGUGUUCAUGCUCGUGCUGAUGCCGCUAAUCACAGGCGGCGCGCUGACGGCGCUGCUGGCGCGGGUCGGCUUGCGGCUGCCGCCCUUCGUGGAGCGCAUGCUGGGGGUGGCGGCGCGGGCCGGGGGCGGGGAUUCGUUGGGGUUGGUGGGUGAGGCGGUGCGGAUGAUGAGCGGUGCCGCGGCGGCGGCGGGGGGCGGGAGUAGUGUGGUUAGGGCGGGUGUGGAGAGGGGAAGGGAGGGGGGGAUGCAGUGGGAGAGGAGGAGUUUGGAGAGGGAUUUUGAUGGGUUUGGGGGCGGUGGUGGUGGAUGGAGUGAUGGGUUGAAGGGGGUGAUGAAGAUGUUUUCUUGAUUCGGUGUGGCUGGUUGGUUAUGAGGGAUGAUGAUGGAUGAUGGAUGAGAUGAGGGAUGAGGGAUGAGCGGCCAGCGCGCCAUAGUUACGAGUAGAUAUGAGUAUGGGUAGGUAUUUUUGCUUAACGAAGAAAAGGGCGUUUGGGUACUCGCUUAUACUAGGAUCCUGUGUGUGAUUUCACUCUGAACCGAUGGGUCACGAUGGGUCAAGCAAGGCGACAUU
Messenger RNA from Chaetomium fimeti, 1089 nucleotides. RefSeq lists its product as uncharacterized. The record is from RefSeq and is a predicted model, not a curated record. The transcript has 2 exons. NCBI's taxonomy places the organism in Eukaryota, Fungi, Ascomycota, Sordariomycetes, Sordariales, Chaetomiaceae. Bases 1 to 867 code for a protein of 288 amino acids.